This is a messenger RNA of Cercopithifilaria johnstoni, 327 nucleotides long. The record is from the annotation of a GenBank genome assembly. Lineage: Eukaryota; Metazoa; Nematoda; Chromadorea; Rhabditida; Onchocercidae.
AUGGGACGUUAUCGCCAGCUUCUACUUAUUUUAGUUGCACAGAAUAUCAUUAUAAUCUGCAACAGCUUAAUUCAUCAGGAAUUCAAAACAUUAACUCAUUCAAGAUUACGUCAAUUAUAUUGGACACAUUAUGAUGAUUACACGAAAUUUGUCGCACAAUAUAAACGAAAUGUGAAAGAUGAUCGACCGGAACCACAUCGUUUAUUGGCUUAUGCAAAAAAUAUGGCAAUCAUUAAAAAGCAUAAUGAAUUAUAUAAACAAGGCAAAUCAUCAUUUAUGCUUGGUCCAACUGUAAUGAGUGAUAUGGUAAGAUGUAAAAUUUUAUAA